Molecule: messenger RNA, 282 nt
Organism: Clunio marinus
Lineage: Eukaryota; Metazoa; Arthropoda; Insecta; Diptera; Chironomidae
Source: the annotation of a GenBank genome assembly
AUGAGAAUAAACAAAACACUUGUCAUGUGGUCGCUUUGGCAACCUACCCCAAUUUUCGAAAACAUAAAUACACAAACAAGAACACAAAGCAGAACAGCGAUAAAUACAAAAAAGCAUGAAAGAGAAAGAUUUCGAAUGAAGGCGAAGGAUUAUUUACAAUCGUCAGUUAAUUUUAUGGUGUUGCGAGUUGAUAUUUGGCUUCAUCAAUGCGAGAAAUAUUUUUACGCGAUCGUAAAAAUUGAAAAUGGUUUUAGUUUUCAUCAGUUAGGUAUAGAACGAUAA